UGGCGGGCAGUUGGAUCUAACAGAAGGCUAACUAGCGUCAGGUGUUUCCUCCUAGCGCCAACCGUCACUGUGGGUCUCCAGUAGCUUCGUCCUCUAGUCCUCUAGGCUGUACCGCUCUGCAUACGCGCUUUGGAAUUUUAACACAUUGUUGUGGGAUGGACUGAGAUGAUCGGGCCUGCAGUGAAUGAACCUCAUCCGCGCUCGCUGUUGAAGCGUAAGGCGACACCUCCCUUGCCGGACGUAGUCGACAUAGUCUCUGACGUCUGCAACUAUGAGACCAUCUCUGACUACAUCCAGCUCUUCGGUCCGGAGGAGGUGGAAGAGCAGGGGGGCAGCCCCGCCAGCCUGGAGUCCGGCUACAACACUGGCGGCACGCCGGACGACGAAGACUCCAACCUCUCUUGGCUCCUCAACUUUAAGGUUUCCUCCCUCUUCGACCCUACCGAGGAUCAGUCGACGCCCGCCAAAAGGGACGAAGGCUGCAUGUGUGCGGGCACGGGUACCACCGGAUACCAACAGUCUGUACCCGGCAAACCGCCCUUCACCUACACAGAGCUGAUAGAGAAGGCACUGAAGGAGCAGGGUCAGCUGACAGUGUCCGGGAUAUAUACGUGGAUAUCGACCAAGUACCCCUACUACAACCCCAGUGACGACAGGUGGAAGAACUCCGUGAGACACAACCUCAGCAUCAACCCUCACUUCCGCAAGGGUCUCAAGUCUCGCCAUGGCGCCGGUCAUCUGUGGACCCUCAGUAACGAGGGUGUCAACCCUCCUCCAGAGUCUUGGAAGAGGAGCCGUGUGGAGGUGGGAGAAGUGAGGAGUGCGACACCCGAGAUGGUCGACGAGGCCGCGCUGGCAGCAGCAACGAUCAUGUCCCUGGACGCGGACCCUGAGCCGGAGCCUAUUCCCGUCUCCUGCCCUCCAGACUCAGGUUCACCGCUGCACCGAGUGGCGGAGGAGAUCCUGAGUGGUGUCAAGAGACGGGUAGAGGUCCAGUACCUGGUCCACGACUGUAACACUAACGAAUUUCUAAACCCAGUUUCGAAGGAGGAGAUCGUCUCAGAGUCGGGUCUGGACACAAGCCACUGUGAGACGACGAGCUCGCUCCUCUCAGAGCUCAAUUCUGAGCUACACUUGCCAGACAACCUGUUCAGUGACGAGCUCGCCUUCACCUGCUACUCACACCUCUGACCUCAAACCUCGGCCUAUUGCCGUCCUCCCAUCGUAUAGACUAAGUCAUAGUUUUGUACCGUGUCGCUUAAGCGUUCUGCCAGUGACACAGCUCUCUGCUGUUCUGUUUGUACUCUCUAGGUUCACCCUUUCAUUUCCGGUUGUGAAUUGUUUUAUUGUUGUGGUUUGUUUAUACUCUUGAGUGAGGUGAAGAUUUCCGUGUAGUGUCGAUGACCUUAUGGUACAUCCUGUACAUAGACUAUUGAUAUGUAACGUUAGGCUGUAAAAAUAUCAAAAUGUAUUUUUAAAAGUGUCUGGAUAAUUGAGUGUGUCGUUGUUCAGUGUAAUUGUGCGUGUUUUGUAAUUACUCAUUCCUCUCGUAGAUUUGUAAUUAUUUUCAAAUAAAAGGUUUUAAAAUCCA
Homalodisca vitripennis (glassy-winged sharpshooter) is the source of this 1591-nucleotide messenger RNA. RefSeq names its product fork head domain transcription factor slp2-like. Gene Ontology annotation, biological process: regulation of DNA-templated transcription. Gene Ontology annotation, cellular component: nucleus. Gene Ontology annotation, molecular function: DNA-binding transcription factor activity; cis-regulatory region sequence-specific DNA binding. The transcript has 6 exons. Bases 166 to 1191 code for a protein of 341 amino acids. NCBI's taxonomy places the organism in Eukaryota, Metazoa, Arthropoda, Insecta, Hemiptera, Cicadellidae. The record is from RefSeq and is a predicted model, not a curated record.